CGAAAAUUUAAGUCUCCACAUUUUUUCUUCACUGUUUGUAACAAGCUCUUUUCAACACAAUCGACUUGUGACAUGGCUGAAAGUAUCAGCGACUUUGUUGCUGGUUGGGUUGGAGGAGCGGCUGGUAUACUGGUCGGUAGUCCAUUGGAUGUUCUCAAGGCUCGCUUGCAAGCCCCUCGACUGAACGUACCUGGAAACACAAAUACGCCUUCACAGUCACUGACGGCAACACAAACGUUUAGAAAUUUAGUUCAAAUGGAAGGGAUCAGUUCACUCUUCAAAGGUGUACUAUCUCCUAUAGUUGGCUUGGCUGGUCUAAAUGCCAUUCUAUUUGUGUCGUAUGGAAAUAUCCUUCGGUAUCUUGAAAGAGGCAACCGGUAUAGCGCAGACCCUAAUAACUUUGGAGCACCUGUUCCGACCUUGUCCCAAGUUUUCCUCGCCGGUUGUGGAGCGGGCUUUGCAUGCUUUUUAUUGUCUGCUCCGACAGAUCUAGUAAAAAUACAAGCUCAAAUGCACAGAGGAAGUAGGUCAACUAUGCAGGUGGCGAGGGACAUUUUUCGUCGAGGUGGUAUUUCUGGUUUCUUCCAGGGUGGGAUGAUUACCAUCAUCCGUGAUGCACCGUCGUAUGGUGUUUACUUUGCAGUUUACGAAGGUCUCAAGCGAUCUUUAAAGGUCGAAAGUGGGGACGUUUCUGGAGACAAUGCUUGGAAACUCUUACUUGCAGGAGGAUUUGCUGGUACCAUAUCCUGGGGCUGCAUCUACCCACUAGAUGUUAUAAAGUCAAGAAUGCAGAUGCAAGUCAUACAACCGAGCACUCGUAUUCCAUCAGGAUCAUUAGAAGGCGGAACUCAAUCCAUUCGAUCCUAUAGCAGCACAACAUCGUCCGCACCCCUAUCCGCAUCCUCAUAUCAUACAAUCAAUACGCCCCACUAUCGAUCAACAUGGGACUGUAUAGUGCGAUCCUGGAGAGCCGAAGGCGCUGGAGUGUUCGUUCGUGGCAUGGGACCUACUGUUUUACGAGCCUUUCCAGUCAACGCCGUGACCUUUUGGAUUUAUGAAGUUGUAGCUGCAGCUAUGAACAAAGUACAAUCAUAGAUUUUUCUCAAUUAGAUGGGUAUAUAUUACAUGUAUUUGUAGAAAUUAACCUCGUUGUAUAAUACAAAAUGCAAUUAAGCUGU
Umbelopsis ramanniana AG is the source of this 1178-nucleotide messenger RNA. RefSeq lists its product as uncharacterized. The transcript has 5 exons. The record is from RefSeq and is a predicted model, not a curated record. Gene Ontology annotation, molecular function: transmembrane transporter activity. NCBI's taxonomy places the organism in Eukaryota, Fungi, Mucoromycota, Umbelopsidomycetes, Umbelopsidales, Umbelopsidaceae. Bases 73 to 1095 code for a protein of 340 amino acids. Gene Ontology annotation, biological process: transmembrane transport.